Solenopsis invicta (red fire ant) is the source of this 2267-nucleotide messenger RNA. RefSeq names its product cytochrome P450 9e2. The transcript has a single exon. Lineage: Eukaryota; Metazoa; Arthropoda; Insecta; Hymenoptera; Formicidae. The record is from RefSeq and is a predicted model, not a curated record. The coding region runs from base 274 to 1809 and encodes 511 amino acids. Gene Ontology annotation, molecular function: monooxygenase activity; heme binding; oxidoreductase activity, acting on paired donors, with incorporation or reduction of molecular oxygen.
UAAAAAAAAAACGAUCUCUAUAAAUUUGAUAUCAGUACAUACAGCAUUGAAGCCACAAAUGCGCAUGCGCAAAAAAGCAAUUAAUUCGUAAACAACACUGCGGGGAGUGCCGAGGCAAGCUAUCAACUAUGAUCAAUCAUCCACUUGACUUGUGGCAAAUAAUACUCGAACUGGUACUGCUGCGUAUAUUAGCAGUAUCGCUAGCGCUUUUCAGUUGAUCAUAUUCCAUUAAACGUUUAUAAAGUCAUAAAGAGUGAUUUUUUAACAUUUGCCAUGGAAUAUUGGUCGAUAUUGUUAUUGAUAGUGAUCGGUGCGUUAAGCAUUCAUUAUCUUUUUAGAAAUUUUAAUUUCUUUAAAAGGCAUGGUGUUUUACACUUUCCGUUAGCUACAACAUUUGGAAUCACAGCAUCACUCAUGUUUAAACGAAUGUCGAUAAUCGAUUUUCUCCUGAAGCUAUACAAUUUCAAUCCAGACGCAAAGUAUAUUGGAAUCUACGUUAUGAAAGAACCAGCCAUUUUGCUCCGCGAUCCAGAACUGAUUAAGUUCAUUCUUGUUAAAGAUUUCGAGGCAUUUCCAGAUCGUCGAGGUUUCUCCGGAUUGGAUGAGCCUUUAAUUGCAAAAAAUUUAUUUUCUCUUCGCGGAGAAAACUGGCGGAAUGUAAGAACUUUGUUGAGUCCAUCUUUCACGUCCAGCAAAAUGAAAAUGAUGUUCACGUUGAUGUCUGAAUGUGCUGAGGAUUUUACUAAGUUUCUGUCGACAUUACCGGAGAAUAAAAGCGAGAUGGACAUGAAAGACGCCUUCUCUAGAUAUGCGAAUGACGUCAUCGCCACAUGUGCCUUUGGAAUCAAAAUCAACUCUAUGAAAGAUCCGACAAACACGUUCUACGCUUACGGCAAGGAAUUGGUUAAUUUCUCACGGGAACGUCCUUUAAAGUUCCUUUUCCUUAGAACUUUUCCAAGUAUCGCGCGAAUUUUCAAUAUAAAGUUCAUAAACGAUAACGUAUCGAAAUUCUUCAAAGAUAUUAUAAGAACUACAAUCGCUACUCGCGAUGCGGAGCACAUUACACGCCCAGAUAUGCUGCAAUUAAUGAUGGAUAUCAGAGGAAAGGAAGGUCGCAGAGAACUAGACAUUGAUGAUAUAACUGCGCAAGCAUUCGUCUUUUUCCUCGGUGGUUUUGAUACCAACUCGACCGCGAUGUCUUUCGCAGCCCACGAGAUUGCAGCUAAUCCAGAAGUUCAGGCGAAAUUGCAGCAAGAGAUCGAUGAGAUUUUGGAAGAGUCGAAUGGAGCAGUGUCGUACGAAUCUGUUAAUAAAUUAGAAUAUUUAAAUGCGGUGAUAAACGAAGUUCUCAGAUUAUAUCCACCAGUUGGCUUCUUAGAUAGAAAAUGCGAGAAACCUUAUGAAUUACCACCUGCAUUGCCUGGCGAGAAACCAUUUGUCGUGAAUAAGGGUAUGAAUUUUUGGAUUCCGACUUACGCGAUACAUAAUGAUAAAAAGUACUAUGACAAUCCAGAGAAAUUUUAUCCAGAAAGAUUUUUAAACAAUAAGAUGCACCACUAUUCCUUCUGUUACAUGCCAUUCGGAUUAGGACCAAGAAUGUGUAUAGCUAACAGAUUUGCCUUGUUGGAACUCAAAGUUUUGCUGUUCCAUUUAUUAGCGCGAUGCGAGCUGAAACCUAGCGCGAAAACUACGUCUCCAAUCAAAUUUAGCAAAAAUCUGAUACCAAUGCCAGAGAAUGGAUUCUGGUUGAACAUUCAGCGUAGAAAAGAUAUAAAUCCCAUUUUGAAAUCUAUGGUCGUGGAUGGCUAAGUUUCCAGAAUUUCAAAUUGUAAUAACAAAAAAUUUCAUUUAUAUUAAAAAUUACUUUUGUAAUAGAAAUUGCAUUUUUAUGAGUAAAUGUAUACAAAUUAUAUGUUGUAAUAAAAUAUACAAAUUUAUAUAUUGAAAUUACUUGUUAAAUAUCAGUAAUUAUUAUUGAAAAUAUUGAAUUAAUGUUUAAUGUAAGUAAAAUCAAGAUUAAUUAUGGCCAUGUCUGUUUAUAAGAUUGAAUCUAUAUACUUUCUUCUUGCAAUAUUUCUUAUUAAUCCAUAAUAUCCAUAUUUUUCUAGGAACAAUAAAAGAUAAUUGGAAAUAAAAGCAUGUAGAAAUAUUUAUUAUAUUAAAUAAUAGCGUAGCAAUUUAUAUAAGAUGUCCAUAUUGCAAUUUUAGAUAAUAUGUUUGUAUUUUAAAAUUUAUUGUUAUUAUGAAUUAAAGUUUGUUUAUAUCAA